This is a messenger RNA of Periconia digitata, 3059 nucleotides long. The record is from the annotation of a GenBank genome assembly. NCBI's taxonomy places the organism in Eukaryota, Fungi, Ascomycota, Dothideomycetes, Pleosporales, Periconiaceae.
CUCGACGCUCCUCCGCCCGCCGCCGCCGACCGCCGCCCCGCCCCAUAAUCCCGUGUCUUUGCUGGCUGGCUUGCUGGCUUGCUUGCUUUGCCUUGCUCGUUCGUUUCUCCUGCCAGCGUCCCGUGAAGCUCGCAAUGCCUUCACUGUCAUGGGUAAAAUCGAAUCGCUCCCACCACUCCAUUGAUACCUCGUCCGGCCAGGUGUCACCAGUGCCCUCGGGCAACCAUCUUCACGUCAACGACCAACCUCCAAGAUACACCAGCGCUCCCGACGCCCAGACCCAGCAGCACCUGUCCCAGCAGCAGCAGCAGCAACAACAGCAACAAAUCUCCCCCGGCGGCUAUCGCCAGCAGUUCCCCGAGCGCAGCACCAGCCAUCGCCAUUCCACAAACGUCACCCUCGACCAGCAGAACCUGCACCAGAUCCAGAGCGCUUCCGGAUCCUCCUACAACGAAGCACCGGUGCGUCGCGGCUCUCUUCAGCCGCAGCAUUAUAGCCAGGAGCAGCCGCCCAAGAAGGCCAAAGAGGGCCUGCGCAGCCGACUCGGAUUCGGGAAAUCGCAUAAAGAAGAGGAAGACACGCCAAAGGCCAGCAAGACCGAGAAGCUUGGGCGCCGCGUCUCUGUUGCGCGAAAGCCUCACGAUUACCAGGCGCAUCAACAGCAGCAGCAGCAGCAGCAGCAGCAGCAGCAUCCGGAUCAGAGCAGAUUGCAGCCCAGCCCGUGGAACGACUCACGCCACGGAACAUCCAACCACCACCUCCCCCCGUCGCCAGAACUCAACGAAGACCAAAACCUCGACCCUUUUCUGCAGCAGGACGACAAUCCCUCGGUGCCCCCCAAAGACGGCCAUUUCGCCGGCCACCCAGCCCAGUACUCCCAGAACCCGCCUCAGGACCAGUAUCGGCCCCCACUCGCUAGAGUGAACACCGACGGCACCACUGGCAGUUAUCACGCGCAGGGCGGGGUAGACCAGCAGCACCCGCGCUACAGCCCCGAACACCAACAACAACAUCAACAGCAGCAACAACAGCAUCUUCCACAACAGCAGCAGCAGCAGCAGAACCCCCAGCUCUCCCCCAAUCACUCCCAGCAGCAGCAGCAGGUCCCUUCGCCGCCCCAGUACCAGACCUACCAUCCUUCAGCUCCGCCGCAACAGCCUGGUCAAGGCGAGUACAAGGCGUUCCACCUCCCUGGUCAGCAGAACCCCCUCGCUACCAACGCCCAAUUGCACCCUCCCGAGCACCCAACGCAACCGCAACAACACGUCCAGCAGCAAACCUACUACCAGUACCAAGCCCAGCAACAGGCACAGCAGCUUGCGUCUCAAUCCUCUUCGCACGAAUCCCACCCCCAAAACACCCACUACUCCCAGCAGGGCCAGUUCUCACCGCCGCUUCAGCCGCACCACGGCCAAGAGCAUUCCCAACCUCACCACGUCCGUGGGUCAUCCCAAGGCAAAGUCGAGCUCAACACCCCGCUGCCCACCCCGCCCGUCGAAGCCCAGCAUUCCCAGCAACUUCGCCCGCCCUCCUCGCAAGGCCACAUUGCCCCGCCAUCGCCUCUCCAAACCCAGGGCGUCAAUUUCACUCCCUACGACGCCCACCAGGGACAGCAAUCGCAGAAUCCCGACCCCCGCGCUCAGAACACGACUCCCCCGCAGCAAACCCAGGACAGUAUGGCUCCUGCCACCCAGAAACACACCCUCAGGAAGGUCAACGAUGGGAGUCAAGCUCAAGCCGGACCGCCAUCGAGAGAAAGUUCCUUGCUGUCGCAACCCUCAACCCAAGCUUCGCAAGGCCAGCCAUUCCGCGGGGACAAACAGGGCCAGCAGGCUUCAAGUGGAGAUCUAGGACGGGCCACACCACCGCCGCGCUCUGCGACUGACAUGUCCGAAGAAGAAAUCAGCUCGUUGGUCAAAGAGCACGAGGUUCUGCGCGAGAAAUACCAAAAAGUCAAGAGGUACUUUUUCGAGCAGCAGACUCAAGUGCACCAGCUACAAAACACGCUCGCGAACCAGCGUCUGUCGGUCUCACGCACAUCCUGGGAUGAUAGCGAAUAUGGAACACGAUUCCAGCGGCUCGACGGGCUAAUCGCACAGCUGUCGUUCGCUAUACGCAAAGAUUGGAAGACAAUUCCUCCUUGGCUGCACACGGUAGUGAACAAGACUGCCGUAGAAACUGGCAAACAGGAAAUGACUGCUGUCGGACGUGCAUUCAUCUCGUGUUGGCUGGUGGAGAACAUUUUUGACAAGUAUUUCCACCCUGAUCUGGAGCCUGGCCUGUCGACGCAGUUGAAAGCCAUACAGCUCAACAUCCGAAGAAACGCACCUCCCGCACAGAGUCCCGAAGAUGAGGAUGCAUUAGUUGCCAAGGUCAUCAACUGGCGCCUAGCCACUCUGGAGGGUCUCUCCGACAUGCUCAAGGCCAAUACGGCGGCAGCGAACCGAGCUACGCUCACCGAAAAGUUGAACGAGCAGCUCAUUGGCUCUUUGCAAAUGUAUAUGAAUGAUCCCGCGCCCCCUGAUCUGAACGGAGGGGCAUACAUGAUCAUUGAGUUGGCCAUUAGCGUGGCACAGCACCUUCCCCUCGAAAGCAGAGAAGUGCACAUUGAGUACUUUUACCCUGGAUCUCCUCUUUCUACCGAAUUCAUGAAGGUCGAGUCGGGAAUUCCCGCUUUGACGAGCCCGAUAGAACAGCCCGACGAUGGAGACCGCGCUUCGGUGAGGAGCGGGGUAUCCAGCGUAUCCGUGGUCGAGCAGGAGCAACAGGCACAGCAGGCGCAGCAGCAAGCAAGCCACAACGUCAAAGAGCACUCCAAAAAAUCGAGCAUCUUUGGCAUGAUGUCGAAAAAGCCUGUACAGACACCCGCCACGUUGGGUAAGCAGGGGUCGGCACUUGGACAAGGAGGUAGCCAACAAAGCCUAUCGCAGCCGCCGCCGUCGAGUUCAGGACCCGCCAAAGAGGAGGCACCUCCUUCCAAGGUCCGUCUGUCUGUGGGUUUUGCGGUGGAGAUUCGGGGCAAAAGUAUUCUAGCCAAAGCGCCGGUGUACAGCACGUAA